Microplitis demolitor is the source of this 1499-nucleotide messenger RNA. RefSeq names its product acyl-CoA Delta-9 desaturase. Gene Ontology annotation, cellular component: endoplasmic reticulum membrane. Gene Ontology annotation, biological process: unsaturated fatty acid biosynthetic process. The coding region runs from base 154 to 1128 and encodes 324 amino acids. Gene Ontology annotation, molecular function: iron ion binding; stearoyl-CoA 9-desaturase activity. The record is from RefSeq and is a predicted model, not a curated record. The transcript has 6 exons. NCBI's taxonomy places the organism in Eukaryota, Metazoa, Arthropoda, Insecta, Hymenoptera, Braconidae.
UAGAGUACCGAUCGUUUGUGAAGAAACAUUUAUACGUGGCCUCACAGUCUUUAUUAAGACGUGCCAAUAGUUAUUUUAUUCCCGUAAUUCAUUCAGUAAUAGUUUUAGUAAAUAGUGUAAAGAAAAUAAUUUAGAAAAUUUAUAACUCAUAAAAUGUCGGAGUCCAAAAAGCCAGAUGCCGAAAAAGGAGACAUCCAAUGGCACAUGGUACUUUGGUAUAUUCAUCUCUAUGCAUUAGGAUUGUAUAGCAUAUGGUUACUUUUAUUUCACACAUCAUGGGCGACGCUCUUUUUCACCUUGACAAUAAUAUAUAUCGGCGGACUUGGGGUGACGAUUGGCGCCCAUCGUCUUUGGGCUCAUCAAAGUUACGAAGCUGUUUGGUAUAUUAAAUUAUUUUUAAUGCUCGCCCACACUUUAGCAGGAGUUGGACCAAUCUACGAUUGGGUCUUAGCUCACAGAAUUCAUCACAAGUAUUUUGGUACUGAAAAAGAUCCAUUUAAUCAUAAUGAAGGAUUUUUUUACAGUCACAUUAUUUCAAACACAAUGACUAAGCCACCAAAUUAUGAACAAACUGCUAAGAUUAUUGACAUGCGUGAUAUUCAUCUCGAUGGAUACGUUUGGUUUCAAAAAAAAUUCUAUUGGCCCCUAUUUUUGAUAUUUGGAAUUCUAUUGCCAAUAAACGCACCAGCAGAAUAUUGGGGAGAAUCAAUAGCUAAUUCAGUUUUAGUACUUGGAUUUUUACGUUUCGCAGUAUUGUCAAACAUGACGUGGCUGAUCCACAGUGGAAUACUAAUUUGGGGACUUAAACCACACGAAAAGUAUCCUCCUGAUGACAAUAUGGUAUUUUUAAUAACAAAAUCUUACUGGAUUAAUUACCAUUAUUUAUUGCCAUGGGAUUGGAAGUGCGGCGAAUACGGCUCUUAUGACAAAGGUUGGGCGACGACUACUCUUAAAAUUUUUAAUGUUAUUGGAUUAGUCAAUAGAAUGAAAACUGCAUCAAGUGAAAAUAUACGUGAUGCAUUAUUUAAAGCAACUGCCACGAAAAAAUCUUUUCAAGAAGUAAUGAACGAAGUUAAAGAAAUAGCUGAAGUUGAAGCUGAUAAAAUGAAACUUCGUUAUCAUCAUUAAUGACACUUAAUAUUAUUUAUUUAUUUAUUAUUAUUACUAUUUUUAAUUAUUAUUAUUAUUAUUAUUAUUAUUAUUAUUAUUAUUAUUAUUAUUAUUAUUACUACUAUUAUUUUUAUUAUUAUUAUAAGAAAUUUAUUGUAUUUAAUAAAAUUAAUUAUUUUUAUUUUUGGCUUACACUGAAAAAUAGUAUAUUACACACUUAGGGCGGUAAAGUAAAAAAGCCUCAGAUCACAUACUUACAGAUUACAUAUGAUCUGAGACAUUUCUUACUUUACUGCCCUGAGUGUGUAAUAUACUAUUUUGAUUUAAAUAAAUUAUGUACUUUAUGGAGUUUUUUUAUUUUUAUUAAUAAAGUAUUUAUUGGAUCUGGA